AUGCUGAUUUCCUUAAUAUGCGUAAAAUCAGUUUCUUUUGUUUAUAAUAGAAAACAAAGAGAGUAUAUUCUGAAAAUUGAUAAAAAAAAACUAAAUUUUGGCAUCACAAUAAAUCCUAUUUAUAAUUUCUUGGCAGAUCAAAAAAGAAUUUGGUAGAAGUAAUAUGUAGAUCAGUGUCUUUAUAUAAAUCAUGCUAUUUCAAGUUCUCUAGAAUUGAUAUGCUGUGGAAGUUUCCUUCCAUUGGUAUGUUUUCUUAAUUGCAUGUGAAGGUGAAAAUUUUGUGGCAUAUCUCACACUUGUUAUUCUUUAUCGGAGCUAAAAUCCACGCGAUCUACUUUCCUCAUUGAUGUCUCUGCUGGAUCUGGGGUAAGAUAUAGGGACGCUACUCUUGGGAACUUGGGUUCUUGAGAUUGUUAUGGCUGAAAGUUGAACAAGGUUGUUAGUGGACCAAGAAGCCCUGGAGUUAUUGGUGAACGGGGAUCAAGAGAAAAUUCCUCUGCUUCUGAAUGGUCACAAAGGGAUGAUCACUGGUUUGAUCAGCAUGCUUAUGACAGUGAAGGGCAGUGCUCUCAGGAUGGCAAAAGAUGGUCAUCACAUCCCCAUUCUUCUCUAACUCAGCUACAUGACUCAAGGCCCUUGUACAGAACAUCCUCAUAUCCUGAGCAGCAACGACAACUACAAUACCAACUCCAACAUUGCUCUAGUGAACCUGUUCCUAACUGGUUUGAUCAGCAUUUUUAUGACAGUGAAACUACUGAGGAUGGAAAGAGAUGGUCAUCACAGCCACAUUCCUCCAUUGCCCUCUUACAAGAAUCAAAACCCUUGUAUAGAACAUCAUCUUAUCCUGACAAGCGACAAGAACUUACUCGGUUUUCUAGUGAACCAAUUUUUUUACCAAAAUCUUCAUUUACUUAUCCUCCGCCUGGUGGUAGGUCCCAACAAUCUUCUCCAAAUCACGGUACAGGUCACUCGAACAUUCCUUUUCAUGCUAGUGGAGCUCAUAUUGCUUUGCCGUCACGAAAUCAUUCUCAUUUGUUCAAUUCUGCACUAAAGUUUAGUGGAUCGAAACAUGAGCCACAUUUUAGUGGAAAUGUGUGCCAAUUUACAACUGGCUCCCCUCUUAAUUUUCAAAUGCAAAAUCCCUGGGUCAAUCAAUCAGGGUUGUAUUCUGGGGAUUAUCCAAACCUCCUCAGUAAUAUGUUGCAGCAACAAUUAAACCAUCAUAGUGGAUCAUUAUCACCUCAUUUAUUGACCCAAUUGCAGCAGCAACAGCAUAGACUGCAUCAUCCCAUUCAGCAAUCCAGAGGCUACAUGUUCCAAUCCCAUUUACUUAGUCCUCAGGUUUCUUCUGGAUCAUCCAUAGUUAGCAAAUAUGAACAUAUGCUUGGUCUUGCUGAUGUUGGAGAACACAGACCAAAAUCAACGCAUAAGGGUAAACAGAGUCAUCGUUUCUCACAACAUGGAUCUGAUGCCAGUAGCCUGAAGAAUGGAAGUGGCUCAUUAAAGUUUAGGUCCAAGUAUAUGACCAGUGAUGAAAUAGAGAGUAUUCUUAGAAUGCAGCUGGCUGUGACUCAUUGUAAUGAUCCCUACGAUGAUGACUAUUAUCACCAAGCUUGUCUUGCUAAGAAAUCUGGGGCUAAGUUGAAACAUUCAUUUUGCCCAAUACAAAUAAAGGAACUUCCUCCAAGUGCUCGUGCCAAUACUGAGUCCCAUGGUUUUCUUCAGGUCGAUGCUUUAGGGAGGGUUUCAUUCUUGGCUAUUCGCCGGCCUCACGCUCUUCUUGAAGUUGAUCUGUCAAAUUCUUCUAUUAGUGGUAGCACUGAGCGAAAUAUUUCAGAGAAACCCCUUGAACAGGAGCCUCUGUUUGCAGCCAGAGUCACAAUUGAGGAUGGUCUAUGUCUUCUUCUUGAUGUAGAGGAUAUUGAUCGUUUUCAGCAAUGUAAUCAGCUUCAAGAUGGUGGAGCUCAAUUAAGACGAAGACGGAAGGUUCUUUUGGAAGGACUAGCAACAUCACUCCAACUUGUUGACCCACUGGGAAAGAAUGGACACAAUGUUGGGCUCGGUGCUAAGGAUGAUGUUGUUUUCUUACGAUUAGUAUCUAUACCCAAAGGGCGUAAACUCCUAGCUAAGUAUCUUCAGUUACUUGUUCCUGGUAGUGAGCUUAUGCGUCUAGUCUGCAUGGCCAUUUUUCGUCAUUUGAGAUUCUUAUUUGGUGUUCUCCCCUCUGAUCUGGCUGCUGCAGAGACUACAAGCGACCUUUCUAAGGUUGUUUGUCAGUGUGUCCAAGGAAUGGAUUUUGGUGCCCUAGGUGCUUGUCUUGCAGCAGUGGUUUGUUCCUCAGAGCAGCCUCCUCUACGUCCUCUUGGAAGCACUGUUGGAGAUUGUGCCUCCCGUAUUUUAGUAUCUGUUCUUGAGAGGGCCGCUGAACUUCUUGCUGAUCCCCAUGGUGCUUGCAGCUAUAUAGGUAAUAGGUCGUUUUGGCAGGCCUCAUUUGAUGAAUUUUUUGGCCUUCUCACAAUGUAUUGCAUGAAUAAAUACCAAAGUAUCAUGCCAUCACUGCUCAUACAAGGUAAACCAAAUGUGGCUGUAAUUGGAUCAGAUGCUGCUAAAGCAAUUAGCAAGGAAAUGCCUGUUGAACUCUUACGAGCAAGUCUUCCUCACACCAAUGAUCAGCAGAGGAAAUUAUUACUAGAUUUUGCUCAGCGCUCUGUGCCUGUAAUUGUAUUUAACAGCUAUACAGGGAGCAGUGGUGGUCAUGUGAACUCAGAGACUGUGCUAAGUUGAUAGAUGAUUGGAGAGAAGUUCUCCUAGUUAUAAUGGUUUUGUGUUGGUCUCAUCAACUGUACAACCUUGCAUAUUUGAGUAUAUCUGGAGCAAUCUGAAGUGCAAGUUGAUUGCAGAGGUUUCUGCCCCAUCUGUAUAUUUAUCAUAAUGCCAUUAUGUGUAGCAUCGUGAUAUAUUUGCUAUCAGGCUCUCCACGUUUUAUGGUAUACUCAACUUGAUCUGUUCCCUCGUCUUUUUCUUUUUCUCAUGACAGGGGAGCUUAUUUUGUUACUGUGUGACUGGUAUAAACUUAGUGGUUAGCCUGUACAGAUUUAGGCACGUAUUUGAUUCCCAUGUUUCCUUUCUAUUUUAUAUACAAGGCGUGGGGUGGGUUGUAUUCAAAUUUACUUGUGAUAGGUCACCAUUCUACUGGAAGUGGCACUGGGUGCCAUAAACUUUACUGGAAAACAUGUUGACAAGUUGGCGGUGCUGAAAUACAUAGGAACUGGUGAAGAAUGAAGUUGAUGCAUAAUUUUAUCGCAUUCAUGUUACUAAGAUACAUUUAAGGAAAAUGUGCGAUUUAAUUAUGCUGAUUCUGUUUUUAUAGCAUGAUUAAAAAUAGUAAACCUUUCAAUUCAGUGAAUUGCAAUAAAGAUUUUGCUACCUUUUCAGAUGUGCUGUUUCUCAGCUCAGGAUAGCAAACUCAAUAUGAAUACUUGGAUUUGCUCGUGAAAGUCACGGAGAUAAAUGAACACUAGACUCAUGAAUGACAAUUUUAUUUCUGGAUUCAA
Molecule: messenger RNA, 3554 nt
Organism: Cajanus cajan (pigeon pea)
Lineage: Eukaryota; Viridiplantae; Streptophyta; Magnoliopsida; Fabales; Fabaceae
Source: RefSeq, a predicted model, not a curated record